AUGCAGCCGCUGUUGCCCACCGAAUACGACGGCAAGGAACCCACCCCUUUCGUGGCGCUGACGCAGCCUAUCAGCCACUCGAAGUAUGACGGCUUCUCUGUAUCCGCACACACGGCAAUCGGUAUGAUACCUCGAGGAGUUCCCGUAACACGGCAUACAGGAGAUAGGAAGGCGCAAGAAGACCGUUUCAUCGUGGUACCGAACCUUGGCACUAACGGAAACCAGGUCGCGUUCUUUGGAGUGUUCGACGGCACAGUUGGGCAUUUCGCAUCGGAUACUAUCCAGAAGAUCAUCGUGCGACACCUGGUGUCUACUGAUGUGUGGGCUGCCCUAAUGAGGCAGCUAGAUGUUGGCGAGGAUGACAAAACUACAAUCCCCGCCCUGGCGGUGCUGGCCGUAUCUAAAAUGUACUCCAACGCCGAUGCAGAACUGCUCGAGCUUUGUCGCAAGCAGGACAACCACUAUUCGUCCUGCACUAGCGUGACUGUUCUGCUUGUCAACGACUACACCAUUGUAGCCCAUGUGGGCGAUAGUCGCGUUUCGUUAUGUUACGAGGAGGGCGGGCAGGUGCUGGCUCGCUUCGUCACCACCGACCAUAAACCGAACAUGCCCGUGGAAAGGCGCCGAAUUCAGGAUUCCGGUGGGUCGGUGCAAUACCUCUCGAGUCACCACAACAAGCCCUUUUUGCGUGGCGGCGACUUCUUGGCCCGCAAGGCCAAGGGCGACCAACCAAUGCAGAUACAGUAUUCACGCGCGUUUGGGGGCAAAGACCUCAAGACGUUUGGGCUGAGCUGCGAGCCCGAUAUUGCUGUUUUUCGCCGGGAGGGUCAGCACAAGGGGCUCAUCCUUGCCUCAGACGGCCUCUGGGACGCCAACGAGUGUCAGAAGGUUUUCAGCACCGUAUUCUAUGCGCUACGCAAAGGAGAGAAUCCGAGCCGUUUGCUCAUAGACAACACUCUCAAGCAGCUCAGGUGCACAUCUCGCAGGUCGGACAACAUCACCGCGAUUGUGGUGGUUUUCGAAUAG
This is a messenger RNA of Babesia bigemina, 1026 nucleotides long. Its product is annotated as serine threonine phosphatase 2C containing protein, putative. Gene Ontology annotation, molecular function: protein serine/threonine phosphatase activity. The transcript is spliced from 7 exons. Gene Ontology annotation, biological process: protein dephosphorylation. The coding region runs from base 1 to 1026 and encodes 341 amino acids. The record is from RefSeq and is a predicted model, not a curated record. Lineage: Eukaryota; Apicomplexa; Aconoidasida; Piroplasmida; Babesiidae.